Aedes albopictus (Asian tiger mosquito) is the source of this 1931-nucleotide messenger RNA. RefSeq names its product clotting factor C. The transcript has 6 exons. NCBI's taxonomy places the organism in Eukaryota, Metazoa, Arthropoda, Insecta, Diptera, Culicidae. Gene Ontology annotation, biological process: proteolysis. The record is from RefSeq and is a predicted model, not a curated record. Bases 134 to 1882 code for a protein of 582 amino acids. Gene Ontology annotation, molecular function: serine-type endopeptidase activity.
UGAACCUGUUUUGAAAUGUAUAACUUGUUUCAUUCCACCAUCAAUUAAAUGAAGAAAUAAAACUCGUCACAGUUUGAAUUUGAUCUCUGUUGAGCUAAGAUCGCAUUUAUUACGUGUCGCUUCAACUUGGAAGAUGAGCUUCAUCGAUCGAUUGGUCUUGUGGGCAUUUUGUUUGAUGCUCCCAGGCCUUUCUCAGGCAUCGUACCAAUGUGGCAUUCGGAAACACUCUUUUGUGCAACUCGUCCAUCACGGGUGGACCGUUGAGGAAGGUCAAUGGCCAUGGCAUGUAGCCAUUUUUCAAAAGCAAAGAGGAAGUUCCGGAGAUUACGCCUGCGGUGGAACACUGCUGGACGAGAAACACGUCCUAACUGCGGCACAUUGUGCCGUAAAUCGCGAAACCGAAUAUGCAUUACCACCGAGUAAAUUCGAGCUACACUUUGGUCAGCAAAACUUGUCCACAAUAACGCCGAAUGUGCAGAUACGCGAUGUCAGUAAAGUUCACAUCCAUCCGGAUCACUCUUCUCAUCGGAAUGAUAUAGCGGUACUGGUGAUGCGAUUGCCGGUGCGAUACACAGAUUACGUAAUCCCAAUAUGCAUCGAUCAAAAAGCCGACAUAAAUCUGCGAAAUCUUGAAGGUGAACGAGGAUGGAUUACGGGAUGGGGUACGACACAGACGGGUUCAAUUUCGGAUGCCCUGCGUACGGCGUCCUUGCCUGUGGUGAGUUAUCUGCAGUGUUUCAACGAUAAUGAGGCGGUGUUCGGGAAUCUCUUAAAUGAGAAUGUAUUCUGCGCAGGCGAUCGAAACGGAACUAGCCCCGGCACGGGAGAUAGCGGCGGUGGAAUGUACUUCAGUGAUGGAGAUCGUUGGGUUCUGAGAGGUAUCGUAUCGUUUGCCAAAGCGGAUGAACUGAAAAAGGAAGUCGAUACUUCGAAGUUCGUAAUAUUCGUCAAUGUACAACGAUUUCUAACCUGGAUCAGGGAAAUCAUAGCAGACAACACACCACAAUCGGAAAAAGCUCCACAACGAAUCAGUGAAAGAGAAUGCGACAAAUUUAAAGGUCUGGCCAGGAAGCGAAGAAAUAACGUCUGUGAUAACUCAAGAUAUCCCCAUACGGUAUCCAUUAUUUUCGCCGACAAUGUAGCCAAAUGUAAUGGUGUUCUAGUGAGUGAGAACCACGUGUUAACAGCUUGCCACUGUCUCAUUGACAGUGAAGGAAAUAGCCCGUCGAAAGUUCAAAUUGACGCAUACGGUUUAGUAAAUGUUUCUGGAAUGGUGUGUCAUCCUGAAUACAAACGACAGACGACUUACCACGAUUUGGCCGUGAUCAGGUUAAGUACACCUGUUGCGCUAUCGAGUAAUAUACUUCCAGCAUGUUUGGCUAGCAACUGGACAGAGAACCUCUACGACACACUACUACAAACAGGCUUCGGAACAAGCUCGGCCACAGGAAUCAAGAAAUUCAUUGAGUCUGAAGAUAAUCAAGUUAUUACAAAGGGAAAAUGUGAAGAAAUUAUUAUUUCACCGUCAAGACGUUUACCCGUAGGCAUUAUUCCUGGUCAAUUGUGUGUGAUCAAUACCGACCAGUUGAGAACUAGCAGUCAAGGAUCAUCUGGCAGUCCAUUACAGUCCGUCAACACUCGAUCUUGCAUGUAUACAGCAGUCGGAUUAACGAUCUUCGGAAAUCUCGACCAUGAGGAUGCUCGUGAAUCCAAUUCUACAGUAAUUGACGUUUACACUCGUAUUUCUCAUUAUAUAGAUUGGAUUGAGCAUAUAGUUUGGAAUGCUGAACUUCCUGUCACAACCACUACCGUUAGAUCUCGGCAAACUGAAACGUCCACCAGAGCUUUUAUUAAUACAGAUUUUAUAUUUCCUGAUGACUAAAUAAAAUAUUAAAAUAUAUAAAUGGUAUAUAACCGUGUUUUUUUUUUUU